AGCGUUUAACUGCAGGUUGUAGCGUUACACUGAAGACAUGACAAAACUAUUUAACGUCAGAUUAGUGUGUUUGAUACUUUUUGGUAUAGUUUGGGUUAUUUACAUUGCAAAUGGAUACAAAUAUCAAAUAGACUUACAUACACCAGAUUCCGGUUAUAGCUCAAUGACACACGGUUUUGGUUAUACAGAUCGCAUCACAUACUUGAAUAAGUAUGGGCACUCUGGAAAUUCGCUUGUAUUUAAAUAUAGUUGUGACUAUGCUCGAAUAUAUUUACUAGAAACCACCAGGAAUUCGUCCGAUCAAGGAAUAUAUGAAAUAGUCUUGUAUCCUCGAACACUUUCAGAAAAAAUCUUAGUGCGUCGUAGCAAAGAUGGUGCUAUGAAAGACUUUGCAAGUACCUUCAUUCCAGGACUACUUGAACGUGUUGAUUGUCCUAACUUCCACCCAAUUUGGAUAGCAUGGGAAAAUGGGUUUUUUAGCCUUGGAAAGGGUCUUUCUCUGUAUGAGAAUGAAGUCUACAAUUGGACAGAUCCGGAGCCCUUUGUCAUAACGUCAACUGGGAUUAUGACGUCAUAUGGUGCUUCUGGGAACUGGAUAAUUUACAUUGAAGCACCGUUUCCUGGCAAGUUUGGAACAUGCAGUAUGUCCAAUACACGAGCAAUGAUGACAAUUUUGGAAAAGUACAAAUUGAUCAGUGAACAACGUUGUGGAUUUAUAUGCUCGAAUAGAGAAAACUGUAUGGGGUUCAAUUAUAAUAUCGUCAUGAAAUCUUGUGACCUUGUUUCAUCAGGAGAGGUUAUGAACACAGCUACUGAACCUCAUUGGGUUUUCUAUUCACGUGGCCUACCUGUACAAAGCGCUGACCUAUAUGUGGCUUGUUACUAAUGUAUAUUCUAGUUUUAUUGUAAAAGUGGGUUUCUGUAACUAUUUUUCAUAUUCUUAUCCUCAAUGUUCCAGAUAGAUAAAACUCGUUUGUUUCUGGAAGUCUGAUAACUUCUGUUACAUUACAGAAGGUUGAAAACAACCUUACACUAUAUAUGCGCUUGAAUUUUUACUUGAUAACAUUUUUUUUGUUCGCUUUUGAGAUUCCGUAUAUCGUCAAGUUAUUGGAAUUCAAAUGGAGACCUUACUGUGCACCACUUAUUGCGGACUUGUUUUUGUAUUGUUAUAUGUUACAAUUUAUGACUAAAAUUAGCAAAGACCCAUCGAAACAACGUUUGAUAUCAAAAUUUAACAAUACUUUUAGAUAUUUGGAUUAUAUAUUGACUCUCAAUAGU
Molecule: messenger RNA, 1278 nt
Organism: Mytilus trossulus (common blue mussel)
Lineage: Eukaryota; Metazoa; Mollusca; Bivalvia; Mytilida; Mytilidae
Exons: 3
Coding region: 38-886 (282 amino acids)
Source: RefSeq, a predicted model, not a curated record